Messenger RNA from Daphnia pulex (common water flea), 4817 nucleotides. RefSeq names its product speckle-type POZ protein-like (gene rdx). The record is from RefSeq and is a predicted model, not a curated record. Gene Ontology annotation, molecular function: ubiquitin protein ligase binding. Gene Ontology annotation, biological process: proteasome-mediated ubiquitin-dependent protein catabolic process; regulation of proteolysis. The transcript is spliced from 9 exons. NCBI's taxonomy places the organism in Eukaryota, Metazoa, Arthropoda, Branchiopoda, Diplostraca, Daphniidae. Bases 736 to 2187 code for a protein of 483 amino acids. Gene Ontology annotation, cellular component: nucleus; cytoplasm.
GUAAGUAAUAUAUCGUGUGCUGGGGCGCACGCUAUCUCUCGACGUUGCUACUUGUGUCGUUUCAGUCUUCUCUCUGUCGUCUAGUAGUUCGGACCCGUCGAGUUUGUGAAUGACUCGUCUGUUACGCGCACAGUACGGCAGCAGCAGCAUCGUUUUAUUGUUACAUUGCUGCAAUGAUUUAAUUGCUUUGGAAACAACUCCCAUCGACGUCGACAACUCGGUUUGAGUGCCACUGACGUCAAAGCAACGUUUUUCUUUCAAAAACAAAAUUGUCGUUGACGUUUUGAUUCGGUUUUGGGCUUAAAAAAAGUUUAUUUUCUGUGGAAAUGUGCCGAUGAGUGUAGAGAGAGAAAAAGGGGACACACAGAGACAGUUUUUGGUAGAUUGAAUACAAACGAAGGUCGUUCUAAAUCACUGUUUCGUCGUGAAUAUCGAUCGACCUCCCAGCAUUAGCAGACGCCGCUCUCCUUUUGGCUUGGCCAUUUUCUUCCCUCGACGUCUUUGUGUGUUGUUCUCGCAUUUUUGUUUCAAGUUUUGUCUCUUCUUUUGCUGCAACUUUUUUCGUUUUUGGGUUUUGUUUUCUGCAUCACCUGUCGUGUCGGGCGUGUCUCAAUUGAAAAGAAAUUCUGAAUUCCGAGCUGUUCACCACCGGCAUUGAAAAUUCCUUCCAAGGCGGCUGACUCGGGACUGCUGCAGUUAUUAAGAUCCGAAAGGAUUUCAAAACUGGCCAAUAACAUGGCCUCGGCUAGGGCCGCGGUGCUGAGCGAAUGCACCCAGACUCAACGGGGAACGAGUGCCAGUCCCAAUGGGUCCAGUGGGUCCGGCAGCAGCAGCAGUAGCAGCAGCAGCAGUGGCAUCGGCAAUAGUGCCAGCAGCAGCACAUCCGGCAACACGACGACGUCGUCCAGCAGCUCGUCGAGCAGCAGCAGCAACAAUAACAAUAAUAACAACAACAACAACACGACUUCCAGCAGCACGAGCAGCACCAGCGGAGGAGGAGGCGGCGGCGGAAUCGGUCUGGUCGGAGGCAGUGGCACCACCAGCAGCGGUGCCACGAGCAACAUGGCCAUUUCCAGGGUACCCAGUCCUCCGCCUCCGGAAGCGUCCACGCCCGUCGCCGAGAACUGGUGUUACACUCAAGUGAAAGUCAUCCGUUUCAGCUACAUGUGGACAAUCAAUAAUUUCAGUUUCUGCCGCGAAGAAAUGGGAGAAGUUCUCAAAUCAUCGACUUUCUCUGCCGGAGCCAAUGAUAAGCUCAAGUGGUGUUUGCGAGUGAACCCCAAAGGGCUGGAUGAAGAGAGCAAAGAUUACCUGUCGCUCUAUUUACUGCUGGUCUCUUGCAAUAAAUCGGAAGUUCGAGCGAAAUUCAAAUUCUCCAUUCUGAAUGCCAAACGAGAGGAGACGAAAGCUAUGGAGAGCCAAAGAGCCUACAGAUUUGUUCAGGGAAAGGAUUGGGGCUUCAAAAAGUUUAUCCGGCGGGACUUUCUUCUCGACGAAGCAAACGGCCUCUUACCCGAUGACAAAUUGACGCUCUUUUGCGAGGUGAGCGUGGUGGCCGACAGUGUCAACAUUUCGGGCCAGUCCAAUGCUGUCCAGUUUAAAGUGCCCGAAUGUCGUCUAGCUGACGACCUGGGUCUAUUAUUCGAAAACCAGCGCUUCAGUGACGUCACACUCUGCGUCAAUGGACGUGACUUUCAAGCCCAUAAAGCCAUUUUGGCAGCGCGGAGUCCAGUAUUUGCCGCCAUGUUUGAGCACGAAAUGGAAGAACGAAAGCACAAUCGCGUCGAGAUCUCCGAUGUGGACCACGAAGUCUUCCGCGAAAUGCUUCGUUUCAUCUACACAGGCAAGGCGGCCAACCUGGAACGGAUGGCCGACGACUUGCUGGCCGCCGCCGACAAGUACGCCCUGGAACGGUUGAAAGUCAUGUGCGAAGAAGCCCUCUGCACCAACCUGUCGACAGAGAACUCUGCCGAAGUUCUGAUACUAGCCGAUCUCCACUCUGCCGAUCAACUCAAGGCCCAAGCCAUCGACUUCAUCAACACACAUGCAACAGAUGUGAUGGAGACAGCCGGCUGGAAGUCAAUGAUACGGUCUCAUCCUCAUCUGCUGGCCGAAGCUUUUCGAGUCUUGGCUACCCAGCAGAUCCCGCCGAUCGGUCCACCGCGGAAGCGCAUUAAGCAAAAUUGAGAAGAGAGAGAGAGAGAGUCAACAAGUCUUUGAACAGUGUCACCGCGCCCGUCCUUCACUCAACCAUCACUACCAUGGCCCAGACUCCGAAUCGUCCGUCUUCAUCUGCGUCCCCCACCUAUACGUAACCUUUUUUGCUGUUGCACACAUCAGUUUGUGAUGAGCUUACGAGAGAUUUCGAUUCGCUGAUACAAGAGAGACAAGCUGGAUAGAUAGAGGAAAAAACACAAAGUCUCUUUUAUGUUGUCGAUGCGUUGGUGGAAAGGUAAGGGGCGUUUGGGUUUCGUAGAUCUCGUGGACUGUAUUUGAGCGCCAAACCCAUCACCCACCCCGCUCCAUCUUGAAAUCGUGCCUUCCACAUGGUCAUCAGCCACAUUGGCAACUUUUGGAAUCCACAUCAUUGUCAAUUUUUGGUUUUCUUACAUUUCCCUUUUUUUCUUUAUUUCAAUUUCCCGCCUUUUUUUUAACUUUAAAUUUCAGGAGCUCAUCCUUCCUAACCACACCACCCAAGUCUUUGAGCUGAAUAUUCAACCACAAUCAAGUGGCGAAACCCUCCCCCCCCCCCCCUCAAAACGUCAAAUUGCAUUUAGAUGUGGGAUUCGUGUAGACGUUAAUAUAAACAAGAAUCGGAAAAAAAGCUGGGCAAUGCUUUUUCGUGAACACAUGGCGCCAUGUUCCUAAGCGUUUCAUAUUCGCGUGCAAGUAAAAACAGCCAAACGACAGGUUGGUUUUUUUUUAAGGCCAGUCUUCAUGUCGUCUACCAAUGUAUGCAUUUAUAUAUGUGGAGAUAUAUAUAUCUAGAUAUAUAUAUAUAUACUUUUAUUUAAUUCAUUUUUUUUUCUUAUUUUUCAAUGCCCCAAACACCGGCAUGAUGAACUAUAUAUAUAUAUAUCUGUAUAUAUAUAUAUAUUUACAUGUAUAUAUUUGUAUUCGUUAAAAUAUGACGCAUACCUGCCCAUGAUCUCUUCGAAAUUGAAGAAUGGUACUUUUUUUUUUUUUUUUUUUGUAAUAACAAUUUACGUCUCUGGAGGCAGUGUGUUAUCCCCCUACUUUUUUAAUUAUCAAUUUUUUUUUUCUCCGGUGAUGUUCUGAAAUAUCAAGUCUAGUAAGUGCCACACACAAAAGCAUCCAAUUUCAUUCUCUCUCAGAAAGCGAAUUGACCUAGUGUUAUGUCAUCUCGAGGAAUAUAGGCAAUGUUUCAGGUGUUGGGCACUCGUUCUGUUUUUUUUUUAAUUCAAUUUUUCUUCCUCUUCCUUCAGAAAUAUUAAGAUAUACUCCAUUAGCGAGUGCUGACUGAUCCUGACUUGAGAUUGGAGACGAAUUAGCCAGUAAUAGCCACCACCCCCUCCCCGUAAAUGCGCCCAUUUCCAUUUUUUCAGGACUCCGUUAUUGAUAAAUCAGAAUUCUGUACAAGAGGAACGUGUGAGCUCAGAGUCAUUCUGGCGACUUCAGUUUCCAGGCUAGAUCCCCUCGAAUAAGAACGUGAGCAGAUUCUUAGCUGUGAUACACAUCGUCGUUGUCCAGUAAUUGAGGAAUGCAAAUUGGGAGACACAAAAAAAAAUAAUAAUUAAAACAAAAAAAAAAAUAAAAUAAAUAAAUAAAAUUAAUUCAUAGAAAUGUUUGGGUUUUGUUUGGCUUGGUUGGGUGUCAGUAUUCUUUUUCCUGAGCGGAUGGUGUGACUUGGGUUUACAUGUCGGUGUCAUCUCUGUCUACCAUGUGUGAAAUGAACAGUUUGGACGACAUUCAGUAGCCGAUACUGUUCAUUCUGUGUGUUGCCAACCAAGCUGACAGAAACUGAUCUUUGCGGAACGUUCUUAUUCUGAGCUAAUUACAAAAUGAUUUCUUUACAAACAAAAUAAAAAAUACGUUUUGCGUAAAAAAUAAGCUUUCGUACUAGCAUCUUGCAGUUCUUUCCUGUUCUUUCUUUCUUUUUUUUUCGAGAAUUCCCACCAAUUUUUGCCAUGUUGAAAAGCGUGCCCAAGGGCGUAUUGAUCCUGAAAAAUGAUUUUGUUCUUGAAAUGUACAAAUGCCCUCUUCGCUUAUUUGUCAUCAGCGGAGCAAACGAUACCUCAAUAAUAUACUAUAGUUGAUCAUUUUGUUCCGAUAAUUGUUCAAUCAAGCAAUCCAUUCACCACGCAAACUUCGUCUGCAGCAGUUCUAUUUUCUAUGAAAAGUAGAUCGAACUCCAGAACAGGUUUUGGGAAAUUUAUCGUGCUUACUUCCGCACCGAUUGGCAACAAACAAAACAAAAAACAAAACAAUCUUGAGUUGACCUAUAUGAAACAAUGACUAGCGAGAGCGUUUAAGUAAAAAUAAGAAAGACAAAAAAAUCUUUGAAAUGAUGUCGGACAAAGGAAAAGAAGAAGAAGAAAAAAUUGGCUUUCUGUCUGAAAAUGAAAUUUGUUGUGAUUGUUCCUGUCAAAUGCAUUUAUGGACAAAACCAAUAGGUAUGGUUGAACGCUUUGCUGUUUUUGUUGUAUUGUUCAGCGCAAAAAGCUUCGUACUACGAUGACGAUUGCCCAUCCUACUUCGCGCCCUGUGUUCCACUGUAAAUUUGCCGUUAUCUGUUGUAGGUUUCUCCCAUUUGCUUCCACAUGUUGAUCGAACUCAAUACAUAUUUCACACACUCA